Molecule: messenger RNA, 2892 nt
Organism: Sphaerodactylus townsendi
Lineage: Eukaryota; Metazoa; Chordata; Lepidosauria; Squamata; Sphaerodactylidae
Product: 5'-3' exoribonuclease 1-like
Exons: 24
Coding region: 64-2892 (942 amino acids)
Biological process (GO): rRNA catabolic process; nuclear-transcribed mRNA catabolic process
Cellular component (GO): nucleus
Molecular function (GO): RNA binding; 5'-3' RNA exonuclease activity
Source: RefSeq, a predicted model, not a curated record
GUGGUGAGGGGUGGUUGUUUUGGAGCUGGAGUAGGCGGCUGGAGGGAACAGACGGCGGCAGCGAUGGGGGUGCCCAAAUUCUACCGGUGGAUCUCGGAGCGGUACCCCUGCCUCAGCCAGGUGCUGAAGGAGCAUCAGAUUCCAGAAUUUGACAACUUGUACCUGGACAUGAAUGGCAUAAUUCAUCAGUGUUCACACCCUAAUGAUGAUGAUGUCCACUUCAGAAUCUCUGAAGACAAGAUCUUUGCUGAUAUAUUUCACUAUGUGGAAGUGCUGUUUCGUAUUAUUAAACCAAGAAAGGUUUUCUUCAUGGCAGUUGAUGGAGUGGCUCCAAGAGCAAAAAUGAACCAGCAACGUGGCAGGCGCUUUAGGUCAGCAAAGGAGGCAGAGGACAAAAUUAAAAAGGCAUUGGAAAAAGGAGAAAUUCUUCCCACAGAAGCCAGAUUUGAUUCCAAUUGCAUUACACCAGGGACUGAGUUCAUGGCCAGAUUGCAUGAACAUCUGAAGUAUUUUGUAAACAUGAAGAUUUCUACAGACAAAUCUUGGCAAGGAGUAAUUGUCUACUUAUCAGGACAUGAGACUCCAGGAGAAGGAGAGCAUAAAAUUAUGGAAUUUAUUAGAUCAGAAAAAGCAAAGCCUGACCAUGACCCAAAUACAAGACACUGUCUGUAUGGUUUAGAUGCUGACUUGAUUAUGCUUGGACUAACAAGCCAUGAGCCGAAUUUCUCCCUUUUAAGAGAAGAGGUCAGAUUUGGUGGCAAAAAGUCACAAAGAGUAUGUGCUCCUGAAGAAACAACUUUUCAUCUUUUGCAUUUGUCACUAAUGAGAGAAUAUAUUGAGUAUGAAUUUUCACCAGUUAAGGACAAGCUCUCAUUUAAAUAUGAAGUUGAAAGCAUAAUAGAUGAUUGGAUCUUAAUGGGCUUUCUUGUUGGAAAUGAUUUUAUACCUCAUCUACCUCAUUUGCAUAUUAACCAUGAUGCACUGCCAUUACUUUAUAGAACAUACAUGGCUGUAUUGCCUGAACUUGACGGUUACAUUAAUGAAAAUGGGCACCUCAACUUACCACGUUUUGAAAAGUACCUGGCAAAACUGUCAGAUUUUGAUCGUGAACAUUUCAGUGAAAUCUUUGUAGAUCUCAAGUGGUUUGAAAGCAAAGUGGGCAAUAAAUAUCUGAAUGAGGCUGCUGGCAUUGCAGCUGAAGAAUCAAAAAAGCAAAAGAAACAGGAGGCUCAGGAAAAUGCCAUGUUCUUGGCUGCUUUAGAGAAAACUGACAAUGGGGAAAUAGCAACUUCCAAAACUGUAUUAGAAGAUGAGCCAGAAGAUGAUGAUUUGUUUGAGACAGAAUUUAGGCAAUACAAAAGAACAUACUAUAUGACAAAAAUGGGUGUAGAAGUAGUUUCAGAUGAUUUUCUGGCUGAUCAGGCUCACUGCUACAUCCAGGCAAUACAGUGGAUAUUACACUACUACUAUCAUGGGGUUCAGUCAUGGAGCUGGUACUAUCCCUAUCAUUAUGCACCUUAUUUAUCAGAUAUCCGCAAUAUCAGUAAACUGAAGAUUCACUUCGAUUUAGGAAAACCAUUCAUGCCAUUUGAACAGCUUCUUGCAGUACUUCCAGCAGGUAGUAAAGAUCUGCUACCUAAAUGCUACCAGCAUUUGAUGAUCAGUGAAGAGUCUCCCAUUAUUGAAUAUUAUCCAACAGAAUUUAAAACGGAUCUAAAUGGAAAGCAACAAGAAUGGGAAGCUGUAGUGUUAAUUCCAUUUAUUAAUGAGAGACAAUUGCUAGAGGCAAUGGAAUUUUGCAGUAUGUUGUUGACAGAGGAAGAAAGGCAAAGAAAUAGGCACAGUGAGUGCUUGAUGUGCACGUAUGACAAAGAUACAGAGUUCCAAUACCUAUCGCCAUGGCCAGAGAAGUUCUCUUCCAUAGAAAGGUGUCAUACAAGGCAUAAAGCUAUAUCUUUGGACUCCUGGCAUGUAGAUAUAUCCCAUAAUAAAAUAACUAAGCUGGAUUUAGGGAAGCUGUAUUUCUGUGGCUUCCCUACUUUGAAGCACAUUAAGCAUACGUUCUACCUUAAAAAAAGCGGGGUGCAAGUGUUUCAGCAAAGCAGCCAUGGAGAAAAUAUGCUGUUAGAAAUAACAAUGGAUGAAGAUCCAAAGGAACUUAGUGUAGAAAAUGUCUCCAGUCUGGUGCUAGGGAAAUCAGUCUUUGUUAAUUGGCCACACCUGGAAGAAGCAAGGGCUGUUGCUGUAUCAGAUGGCGAAACAAAGUUUAAUUUGGAAGAGCCACCUGGAACACAGAAACUUUACAUGGAAAAUGCUGUGCCAGCAACUAAAGUAUCUCAUGUUGGAGACAAAGAGCGGAGUAUAUGGAUAAAAGAAAUCCAGGGGAUCUCAGAAUACUACCAGAGAAGAAAAGGUGUAAUUAUAGAUGAUACCUCUAUAAUUGUAUAUGCGCAGUUACUUACUGGACGUAGAUACCAGUUGAAUCAAGGUGGCAAAGUAUGUUUGGAGAAACAGUGGUCCAAGCAAAUUCUGCCUUUUGCAUACCAAACAAUUGUCAAGGAUAUAAAAGCUUUCGAUUCCCUCUUCUCUAAGAUCAAAACUUUGGAUGACCUAUUCCCUCUUGGCUGUACCGUCUUCAUGCUGGGAACACCUUACUAUGGGUGCACAGGAGAAGUUCAAGAUUCAGGUGAUGUGAUCUCAGAAGGUAGAAUUCGUGUUGUUUUCAGUAUUCCAUGUGAACCACAGCUGGAUGCCUUAAUCCAAAAUCAGCACAAAUAUUCUGUGAAGUACAAUCCUGGAUAUGUUUUGGCUUCUCGUCUUGGUGUAAGUGGCUAUCUUGUGUCUAGAUUUACAGGAAGCAUUUUUAUUGGACGAGGAUCCAAGAAAAAGUAA